GCUCCUCUUCUCUCUCUCUCUCUCUCUCUCUCUCUCGGAAGAGCCAUCAUCUAGUUGUUCCCCGUGAAUCGGUUCUCCGUGGUUUUCCAGCUACACACACACACACACACACACACACACACGGGCGCGCGUCAUGGCGCACGUCGCGCACCUGUUCGUGGCGCUGGCGUGGAUUAUUUGGGCGCACGGAUCUGUGUGCAGCGGGGGCGCGAGCGCCGGGGUCGGCGUGUUGAACCGGAGGCACGAGCAUCACCGCCUCCUCGCUGAGGGUCCGGAGGAGGAGGAGGAGGAGAGCGGAGCGGCGCCGGAUGCACCGCGGAGGCUCGCCAGGUCGCCAAGAGCGGCGUCUCUACUGAGCAGCUCGUUCGUGCUGAAAGGAGACGCGGCGCACAACCAGGCGAUGGUUCACUGGACUGGAGAGAACAGCAGCGUCAUCCUCAUCCUGACCAGAUAUUACCAUGCGGAUUCCAGCAAAGUGCUCGAGAGCUCCCUCUGGAGGUCCAGUGAUUAUGGAACCACCUACACCAAACUGAACCUGAUGCCUGGAACCACCAUCAUCGUCACCAACUUCUACAUCUGCCCCAGUAACAAGAGGAAGGUGAUCCUGAUCAGCUCCACCAUUAACGAACAGGAUCAGAUGCUGUUCAUCAGCACAGAUGAGGGAGCGUCGUUCCAGAGACAGGCAUUGUCCUUCACCGUAGAGACACUCCUGUUCCAUCCGUCAGACGAGGACAAACUCCUGGCUUACAGCAAAGAGGCCGUGGUCUAUGUGUCCACUGAUCUGGGGAGGAAAUGGACACUGCUGCAGGAACGAGUGACCAAAGACCGAGUUUUCUGGUCCGUGGCCGGGGUGGAUGUGGACCCUGAUUUGGUUCAUAUGGAGAUACAAGACACUAGUGGAGGUUACCUGUAUGUGACGUGCCUGAUACAGAACUGCUCGGAUAAGAUGGUGACGGCUCAGUUUCUGGGUAAAAUCGACCAAAAUUCGCUCUCGGUGCAGAAUGACUACGUGUUUGUGAAGGUUACCAUGGCUAAUCGUACAAAGUGCUAUGUAUCAUAUCGAAGGCACGAGUUUGUGCAGAUGCGCUUGCCAAAGUUUUCCCUGCCCAAGGACGUGCAGAUUGUGAGCACGGAUGAGAACCAGGUGCUGCUGGCCCUGCAGGAAUGGUACCAGACGGACACGUAUAACCUGUACGCAUCAGACCAGCAGGGCAUAUAUUACUCCAUCUUGUUGGAGAACGUGCGCAGCACCAAGCAGCCUGAGGAGAACGUCAUCAUCGAUGUGCUGGAGGUGCGUGGCAUCAAAGGUGUCUUCUUAGCCAAUCAGAAAAUAGAUGGCAAAGUCAGGACUCUCAUUACCUAUAACAAAGGUCGGGAUUGGGAGCUGCUAGCUCCGCCCACUGCUGACAUGAACGGCAAACCGUUAACCUGCAAACAGCCAGACUGUCACCUUCACCUCCACCUGAGAUGGGCUGAUAACCCGUACGUUUCUGGGACGGUCCACACUAAAGACUCCGCCCCCGGCCUCAUCAUGGGAGCAGGCAAUCUUGGCUCUCAGUUGGUUGAAUAUAAAGAGGAAAUGUACAUCACCAAUGACUGUGGAAAGACCUGGAGACAGGUGUUUGAAGAGGAGCACCACAUCCUGUAUCUGGAUCAUGGUGGCGUCAUCGUGGCCAUCAAAGACACGUCCAUCCCAUUAAAGAUCCUCAAGUUCAGUGUGGACGAAGGGCAUACAUGGAGCAUCCACAAUUUCACCAGCACGUCGGUGUUUGUAGACGGCUUGCUGAGUGAACCUGGAGAUGAGACCCUGGUUAUGACUGUGUUUGGUCACAUUAGCUAUCGUUCAGACUGGGAGCUGGUGAAGGUGGAUUUCCGUCAGUCUUUCCCCCACCAGUGCAACGAGGAUGACUACGACUCGUGGAAACUCACUAACCUACAGGGAGAGCGUUGCAUCAUGGGACAGGAGCGAACGUACAGAAGAAGAAAGGAGUCUUCUCUGUGCAUUAAAGGGAAGAGCUACACGUCGGUGCUAACGGCUAAACCCUGCCAGUGCACGGAGAAAGAUUUCAGCUGUGAUUAUGGAUUUGAGCACAGCCCAAAAGCAGACGGUGAUCGCUGUUACCACAACUUCUGGCACGAUCCUGAAGCUCCACCCGAAAACUGCCAUUUGGGACACACCUACCAGACCAGCACAGGUUACCGUAAGCUCAUCUCAAACAUGUGUGAAGGUGGACUGAAUAAAGCAGACAGUGGGAAGCAGCACGCCUGCCCUCUGAUGCCCCCUAGAGGCCUAGAGCUGGGCAUCAAGGGGCAGAUGCUUACUGUGGCGCCUGGUGAUGACAUCACCUUCAUCGUCCAUCAGGAGCAGGGUGACACGAGCAGUACCCGGUACCAGGUGGACCUCUCUGAUGGCGUUCGGGCGAUUUAUCAGAACUUAACAGUGACAGAUGAACCGAUCCAGCAUCGUUACGAGAAGCCGGGUUUCUAUCGGGUCAGCGUGAAGGCAGAGAACGCAGCCGGUCAUGAUCAGGCAACGUUGUACAUCCGGGUCACAUUGCCGCUACAGGAAGUCCAUCUGGAAGUGGUGCCCAUUGCAGGAAGGAAACAGGAAGUCAACCUGACUGCUAUGGUUCUCCCUGAGGACUCGAACCUCACUGUCUACUACUGGUGGAUCGGUGACGAGCUGCAGCCAAGGCUGACUCUGGAGAACAGCGUUCUCACCAGUUUUUCUGAAGAAGGUGAGAUCUCUGUCACGGUUCAGGCGUCUAACGGACGCUCUACGGUGCAGGACAGCAAAAUCGUACGCGUUUACGAUCAUUUCCAGGUCAUUCCGCUUAGCUUCAGUCCGAACUUGGAUCGCUUCAACCCGAACGUCCCGGAGUGGAGAGAGGACGUGGGACAUGUGGUCACUAAGAUGCUGGCUAAGAUCACAGGACUUCCUCAGGAGUCGAUGGUUACCAUGGUGAAGCCCGGGCUGCCAACCAGGGCUGACUUAUACAUGCUGCCCACAGAGGACACACCCACUACGAGGAGUGGAUUUGCAGAUAAGCGUGUGUCCACCAUAAAGCAGGCUCUGAGAGAGAGUAACAUCAGCUUCAUCGUUCGCCGUGGCCUGAGAGUGCUGGUGACUCUGGCAGAUCCUGGCACAGACUCCCGUAUCGGUGCUGCAAGUCCUGGAUUCUGGGCUUUGGCUGGCGUUCUUCUGGUCACCUUCAUCACCACAGGACUCUUCCUCCUCUACAAGUUUAAAAGAAAGCUGCCAGGACGUAACGUCUACGCCCAGAUGCACAAUGAAAAGGAGCAGGAAAUGACCAGCCCCGUCAAUCACAGCGACGACACACAACAUAUCAUCCAGGGGGAGGAGUUUAUCGAUGAUGACCUUGACUCGCAGACACUAGGUAACGGACGAGGUACGAGCACGCUUUCACUGAUACAUCAAAGUAUCAGUGAAAUGGCAACCACUCGGGAGUUGUGCUGAGCAUCACAUCGAGGGAACUGCACGGAUACCUGAGCAGCUGAUGCUCUUUAGCUCUGCCCACCAGAACGGAGGCUGCCUUUAACUCCACACACCUGAAUGGGCAAAGCCUUUUAGGCCACGCCCACCUGUGACCCUAACACGCCCAGACAGGAGGAAAAGUGAAACUGCACAUGUUAACCAUCAGCACAGCAAAACCUCUCUCACCACAACUCUCUCUCCCCAUCUCUUCCUCUCCAUUUUGUCUCUUUAACUAUCUCUGUUCUUUGAUUUAUUAAAUGCUCGGGAGAGAUUAUCACACAGUCCCCUCUCACUCUCUGUCUUCUUUCUUCUGUCCCUCCUUCCUGUCUCUUGGAAUAACGGGACAUCCACAGCACGUACACUUUCACUGAUGCCCAGGGAUCAUUUUUACUUCCUGUAACAUGACUGCUCAGUGCGUUCUGAUUGGUUGCGUCAGAAAGUUUGCUCUGGAAUAUCGAGGGCACGUUUCUAGAUGUCUGUGGUGGCAAUUGUGGUGCGUCAUACUUGGUCUUUUUUUUUUCCUUUAUAAAGUCUCAAAUUUUCAGUUCUUUCUUCCUUAUUUUUCCUCAUCUGUUUGAGUUGUAUAAGUAUCUUUCUCUCAGGCCUCAGUGGUGGUGUGGGCGGUCUGAAGCUGUCACCCAGAUGAUGACUUUUAUGUUUUAUUAUAAAUGGCAGUGGGGCUGUGAUUGUGUUUUGUGUGUAAAUGAGCAGGAUGAGUGGAAUUCAGGACGAGCCAUGUUUAUAGAUUUAUACAGCCAAAGGGACCCAUCAACAACAACACCCCAUCUGUAGUUUCUCUUAUUCUCAUCCAUAUUCUCAGCUUCUGAUGCAAUAAGAAUUCACAGGAAACUGUCCUCUACUGAGUCACAUGGGAGAGAAAGAUCUUCCUCGCUUAGUGCGUUAUAUUCAGGACAAAUGCAGCAGGGGUUUUUGUGGAAAUUGGAAAAAAAAAUUGGAAGAAGGAUGGUGGACAGGGACUAAAGCCAAAAGCCCUCAUAGGAUGUUUGUUUGUUUGUAUUUGUUUGUUUGCUUGCUUGUUUUACAACACUAACAAUAAGCCCUCCCAACACAUAUAGAGUAAUUGUUUGUUUUGUGUUUGUUUGGUUUUGGAAACUAUAACAAAAAACCUAAACUCAAUAAUUUUGUUUGUUUGUUUUGUUUUAGAACACUACAACAAAAAGCCCAACCUAGACAUAUACAUUUUUUUUCCCUGAGUUUGUUUGGUUGUUCUUCUUGUUUGCAGUCUUUUGUUGUGGGAAAUAAGACAAAAAAAAAACAGCUCUCACAAGACGUUUGUUUGUUUGUUUGUUUGUUUGUUUGUUUGUUUGUUUGUUUUAAAACACUUUAACAAAAAGCCCUACCAAGACAUAUACGGUAUUUUUUGUUUGUUUGUUUGUUUAGUUAGUGUUUGUCUCUUUGUUUUAUUACACGACAUGAACAAAAAGCCCUUCCAGGACAUAGACAGUAAUUUAGUUUGUUUGGUUGGUUGGUUGGUUUGUGUUUGUUUAUUUGUUUGUUUUGAAACACUAUAACAAAAAUCCUCACUAAGACAUAUACAAUAAUUCUUUUGGUUUGUUUGGUUGUUCUUGUUUGCAGUCUUUUUUUGUUAUGGGAAUUGUAACAGAAAGCAGCUCCCACAAGAUGUUUGUUUGUUUUUGUUUAUAUUUUACAACACGAUAACAAGAAGCCCUUCUAAGACAUAUAAUCAUAUUUUUAUUUGUUUGGUUUGUGUUUGUUUGCAGUCUUUUGUUAUGGGAACUAUGACAAAAACAACUCU
Molecule: messenger RNA, 5273 nt
Organism: Neoarius graeffei (lesser salmon catfish)
Lineage: Eukaryota; Metazoa; Chordata; Actinopteri; Siluriformes; Ariidae
Gene: sorcs2
Product: sortilin-related VPS10 domain containing receptor 2
Exons: 27
Coding region: 134-3478 (1114 amino acids)
Cellular component (GO): membrane
Molecular function (GO): protein binding
Source: RefSeq, a predicted model, not a curated record